Messenger RNA from Coregonus clupeaformis (lake whitefish), 1312 nucleotides. Its product is annotated as zinc finger protein 184-like. Gene Ontology annotation, biological process: regulation of transcription by RNA polymerase II. Lineage: Eukaryota; Metazoa; Chordata; Actinopteri; Salmoniformes; Salmonidae. The record is from RefSeq and is a predicted model, not a curated record. The transcript has a single exon. The coding region runs from base 234 to 1010 and encodes 258 amino acids. Gene Ontology annotation, molecular function: RNA polymerase II cis-regulatory region sequence-specific DNA binding; DNA-binding transcription factor activity.
ACGCCAUCCUAAUGUCAGAGACUUUAACUGUAACACACAGGCUUUUACACACAGGAUCUGACCACAGAUCAGACCCAGAGAGACUGGGGCUGGGUACACUAGGCUGUCUUCCUGCUCCUGGCUCAGAGUAUUUACCCGUAUUUCACCAGAGCCAAAGGACUGUUCAAUCCCGUGUAGAUGGUGAUGCGUUAUACACUGGCGUUGAUGAUCUGUCUUGGUCUUAAGCUACAGAGAUGGACCCUGGCAACAUGCCCUUGGGUUUAGAGACACAGACUGAUCUGUCUAGAGGUGACUGGAACCGGUACAGUAGUAGUGUAUACUCUGAAGGGUGCGUAGAUAAGAAAGAGGAGGGUCUGGUCGUAGAUGUAGUGACUGUGAAAGUGGAGGGCGACAUUCCUUCCACAUGGAAUACAGAUAGUCACCUAGAAGACGGACUCUCACAGGACAUUGAUUUCAUGGAAAGCUUAGAGACAAAUCCCAAUGUCGAGACCCACUCCCCUUUACAUGCGUUCAGGGAUCGCGACCCAGUGUCCAUGCCGAUGGGGCAUUUCGAUUCACACGGCCGCGUCCUUUUCGAUCAGGUAUUGAACUCAAAUGACAGGGCUAGAGCCCAGGUUCAGGGAGGGGGAGCCACAUCGGGCGAUAGUAAAAAAAAAAAAGGUUCCUCUGCAUAUUUUGUAACAAAGGCUUCAGCUGCCUCCAGAAGGUGCUUCCACCAGUGGUUCCACACAGCGGUGAAACUAUUCAGCUGUACACAGUGUCACAUGCACUUUGCCCAGUCUGGCAACCUGAAGAGGCACCAGAGGGUCCACACAAGGGAGAAAUCCUACAGUGGCCCCCAGUGUGAGAAGAGGUUCUCCAACCAGCACCAUCUGAAGAUGCACCUGAAGGUCCACAAGGGAGAGAGGCCGUUCGCCUGUACACACUGCGUCAAGAGGUUCCCAGAAUGGAGCUACCUCAGGAUACACCAGCAGAAAAAACCAUUCCACUCAGUAGUUUCUGAUGUUUAGAUCAAACCAUUAAAGACAAAUAAACAUUUUCCUUGUUGUCAGCAGAAAAAAUCCACAGAUGCAUUUGGAAUAACGAGAGUAACAGAUUUCAGUGUUGAAUAUUCCUGGGUAGAAUAUUGCAUCCAGACAUUGUGUGAUAUAUAAGGCAUCUAUAAGCCUAAAAAGUCUGUUACAUAUUGUAUUUGUACUAUUUAGGCUAUAUGAUGUUCUCAAAUGCAUAUUUCAUUACUUCCAUUCAACUACUUAAUUUUAUCCCCAAGACACUUUUUUAAUGACAAAAUGAAUGCAGUUUAUCAAGUUCA